GCGUCAGCUCAGACUCCCCUCAGCGUCUCUCCUCCUCUGGUCUUCUCCUGAAGAGGAAAAGCAUCUCAUACAAGAUGCAGCUUCUCCUGCUCGCUUUCGCGGUCGGUCUCGUUUCUGCGCAUGACCAUAUCGACCCUUCGGAGGUCAGUGGUGACUGGCACACCAUUUCCCUAGCAGCUGACAAUUUCGAAAAGAUUGAUGGGAAUGGCCCGCUGCAGAUCUAUCUCCGACAUCUAGAAUGCAAGGAGGAAUGCAAGAAGCUCGCUCUCAGGUUUUAUGCCAAAGCGAACGGACAAUGCCAAGAGUUCAACAGGGUGGGAGUACUAGAUGAAGAGAAAGGCGUUUACGUCGCGGAAUAUGCUGGCAAAAACUUUUUCGAAAUUAUUGCUCAGAAAGAUGAUGUCCUGGCAUUUUUUAACCACAACAUAGAUGAAGAAGGCAAGGAGACAAAUGUGAUUACAGUUGUUGGAAAAAGAGACAGUCUGACAGAGGAGGAAAAGCAGAAGCUUGUCAAGGUCGCUGAGGAAAAGGGAAUUCCAAAGGAAAACAUAAGACACGUUGCUGAAACAGACACCUGUCCGGAGUAAAGGUGUUGCUCUCAUGCUGUGGAGGCAAGGACAUUUUCCACACCACCUUCUCGAUGACAUCCGAAUCAUGAAUUUCAUGGUCUCAUCUCCUGAUCUUCCAACUUAGACUUUCUUUCCAGUGAAAUCAUGAACUUGUGUCCUGACUUUCCUUCUCAUCCCUGUCUGCUGUUUCUUGAUCUUUCUGCAUCUUCUUUGAUUAAAUAAAUUGAUGUCCUAUGCAAACAUAAA
This is a messenger RNA of Chinchilla lanigera (long-tailed chinchilla), 815 nucleotides long. RefSeq names its product male-specific submandibular salivary gland protein-like. The coding region runs from base 75 to 587 and encodes 170 amino acids. The transcript has 7 exons. Gene Ontology annotation, molecular function: odorant binding; small molecule binding. Lineage: Eukaryota; Metazoa; Chordata; Mammalia; Rodentia; Chinchillidae. The record is from RefSeq and is a predicted model, not a curated record.